Heteronotia binoei (common prickly gecko) is the source of this 2760-nucleotide messenger RNA. It is a transcript of the gene GLUL, whose product is annotated as glutamate-ammonia ligase. The coding region runs from base 76 to 1197 and encodes 373 amino acids. Gene Ontology annotation, molecular function: glutamine synthetase activity. Gene Ontology annotation, cellular component: cytoplasm. The transcript is spliced from 6 exons. NCBI's taxonomy places the organism in Eukaryota, Metazoa, Chordata, Lepidosauria, Squamata, Gekkonidae. The record is from RefSeq and is a predicted model, not a curated record.
UUUCAAACACGGCAUUCCAUUUCCCUGCUCCUUUCCCCACCACUUUACAGGCUUUCUGUGACAGCUUCUCCAGCCAUGGCCACCUCGGCGAGCUCUCACCUCAGCAAAGCUGUAAAACAAAUGUAUAUGAAACUGCCCCAAGGAGAAAAAGUGCAAGCCAUGUACAUAUGGAUUGAUGGGACUGGCGAGUUCUUGAGAUGUAAAACCAGGACGCUGGAACGUGAGCCCAAGAAUGUCCAAGAUUUACCAGAGUGGAAUUUCGACGGCUCCAGCACUUUCCAGGCUGAGGGUUCCAACAGUGACAUGUACCUUGUGCCGUCUGCUAUGUUCCGUGACCCUUUCCGCAAAGACCCCAACAAGCUGGUGCUCUGUGAAGUCUUUAAGUACAACCGCAAUCCUGCAGAAACAAAUAUAAGGCAUACCUGUAGCAAGAUUAUGGACAUGGUGUCUACCCAAAACCCUUGGUUUGGGAUGGAGCAAGAAUAUACCCUUCUCGGAACAGAUGGACAUCCGUUUGGUUGGCCUUCCAAUGGCUUUCCUGGACCGCAAGGUCCGUACUAUUGUGGCGUCGGUUCAGACAAAGCCUACGGCCGUGACAUUGUGGAAGCCCAUUACAGGGCUUGCUUAUACGCGGGCAUAAACAUCGGAGGCACAAACGCGGAAGUGAUGCCAGCGCAGUGGGAGUUCCAGGUGGGUCCCUGUGAAGGGGUGGAGAUGGGUGACCACCUCUGGAUCGCUCGAUUCAUCCUUCACAGAGUGUGUGAAGACUUUGGCGUCAUCGUGUCUUUCGACCCCAAGCCCAUCCCCGGGAACUGGAACGGAGCGGGUUGCCAUACUAACUUCAGCACCAAAUUGAUGAGAGAGGACGGAGGCCUCAAGCACAUUGAAGAGGCCAUUGAGAAGCUGGGCAAACGCCACCAGUACCACAUCCGUGCUUAUGACCCCAAAGGGGGGCUGGAUAAUGCCAGGCGCCUGACUGGUUUCCACGAGACAUCGAACAUCCAUGAAUUCUCUGCUGGGGUAGCCAACCGAGGUGCCAGCAUCCGCAUUCCGAGGAGCGUAGGCCAAGAGAAGAAGGGUUACUUUGAAGACCGCCGACCCUCCGCCAACUGUGAUCCUUACGCUGUGACCGAGGCACUAGUCCGCACUUGCCUCCUCAACGAAACUGGGGAUCAGCCCUUUGAGUACAAGAACUAAGUGAACUUUGCCCCCCGCCACAAGCACCCAUUCUCUUCCUCCUUCUGUAUUUUCGCUGUUAUAGAUGUUAAUCCUGAGGGCAUGAGAAAACCAUGUGCGUGCCCCCUCCCCUCCACAUACACACUCGUUCUGGUUUUGUUUUUCUUGUGGGAAGGGAGGGGAAGUUUAGUCUCUUUCUGUGUUUAUUCUGUCGCUCAAGAGGCAGAGAAGUGGAAGAGUGGGCAUUAGAGGGGGGGGGGAAAUGCCCCCGUUAACCACUAUUUCAUCUAAUUCAUUUGUACGUCCUGACAGUGUUUGGCGGCUUCCAGGAAUGAUCCAAUUGGGAUGGAAAUUUUGAGGAAAAUUUAUGGCUAGGCCUCUGCCUCCCUUUUCCUGAGCACUACUGAAUUCAGUGAGAAAUGCACAAAAAAUGUUGCUGUACAUUAACUGUUUGCUUCAGUGGCGUUCAGACAUUGAGGAAUUUGUGUGGGACUCACACCAGACCUUCAUCUCUGGUGGCACAAGGCAUAUCCUGUGUUCUCCAUCAAGAUUCUUCAAGGGCAGAAGGCUGUUCUGAUAGCAUCAUAUAUGGGAUACAGGGUACCUGGGCCAAGAUGAUCCCUUUUUUGCCGGAACUGAACCUCUGAUAAUCCUUACGGCAGAUUGUCAGGAGGGUUUUCACCCUGAAGUUUUAAAAACAAAUCCCUACGGAAUUAUUAAAAGUCCUCAAACGUUUUGAUCUGUUUCUGGAAGCCAUAUGACUUUUCUGUUUCUAACACAGAGUGAAGUAGUAUUUUUAUAUUUAAAUGUUUUUUUAAAAGCAAAAAAAAAUUCCACUAAAUCAGCCAUUUGUGGGAAGGGCUGAGGUUACAGCAGGUGCUUGUUAGCUGUUUAAGAUUCAGUUACGGAAUGAGGAGAAAAGGCUUUUGGGGGAGAGAGAAAAGCUGCAGGUUUUUUUGUUUUCGUUUCCAGGGGUGGCUUUGAUGGCUCAUUAAGGACAAGGGGUUAUCCGUUUACAAGCUUGUAAGUUAAAACAGGUAUUAAUUUUUUUUCUUUUAAUUUAAAAUGGAAGCCACUGGGCUGUCUCAGGCAGGGCUGCGUGCGGCCGGCUGUGGCAAGGAAGAUAUAUUUGUGUUUUUCGAUAAGAGUUGGCUGGUCAACUUUCACCAUGUUAUUGAUGAUGAUUUGGCAGGGAAGGGGGCGGGAAGGGGAACGAGCACGUUAAAAAUUUCCAGUAGGAUUUGCAUGGCAACCGAAGUGGGGCUUUUGAUAGAGAAGAAAACAAAAUGGGUUUUUAGAUUUUAAAUAACAUGUUUUUAGGGCUUUCUAAAAGUUGUACAUUUUUACAGAGAGCAGUGCUAUUCCUGUAGGUACGUCCUGGUGUUUGAAAAUGCCUGCCGCUUCUUGCCAGGACCACCUCACCCCACCCCAGACUAACAAACAUAGUUGCCUUCAGAGGUAACGCUAGUGGGUUCAAACGUUCCGGGAUCUUGUCACUUGGUAUCUUGGAUGGUGCCGAUCAUGUUCCGCUGCAUUUGGACUUUGGAAUAGUUUUUUUUUUUUUAAAUAAAAAAGUCAAACCUA